Molecule: messenger RNA, 1224 nt
Organism: Rhizoctonia solani
Lineage: Eukaryota; Fungi; Basidiomycota; Agaricomycetes; Cantharellales; Ceratobasidiaceae
Product: Retrotransposable element Tf2 protein
Exons: 2
Coding region: 1-1224 (407 amino acids)
Biological process (GO): DNA integration
Molecular function (GO): nucleic acid binding
Source: RefSeq, a predicted model, not a curated record
AUGAAAUCCUUGGCCAAGGAAUGGGUAGAAUGCUGCCCCACUUGUCAAGCUAAUUGCUGUCCCCACGCACCCGUCAUCACCCUAAAACCCUUAGAAGUUCCCCCUUUCCCAUUCCACACAAUCUCCUAUGACUUCAUCACAGGGUUCCCCAAGUCUCAGGGUCACAACACCAUCUUAGUGGUUAUAGACUCUUUUUCCAAAUUUGGUCACUUCAUCCCCACCUCAAAAAAGGUUACAGCCAAAGGACUGGCAGAUCUGUUUAUCAGUCAUGUUUGGAAACUCCACGGGUUACUGGUCAAAACAGUCUCUGACCGCAGAACAACCUUCACAGGAAAGUUCCUAAGGGCACUCUACCAAUGCCUUGGGGUCAAACUAGCCUUCUCAUUGGCCUACCACCCAGAAUGGGACAGACAAACAGAAAGGGUGAACCAAUUCAUUGAGUUCUACCUCAGGUCUUAUGUUGCGGCAGACCACUCAGACUGGGCCACCUGGUUGCCAUUAGCAGAAUAUGCCUACAACAAUGCUAGACACGCCGCCACCAGAAAAACCCCUUUUGAGUUAGUUUAUGGAAGAAACCCUGUCAUGAACCUGUCCAAUGUUCCGGCAAAUGUCCCAGAAGCCAACCACGUGGCCAACACCUUGGCUCAAGAAUGGAAGGAAGCAGAAUCAUCCUUGAGAUUGACAAAAGAGAGAAUGGUCAGGGAAAAAGGAACAUUACUGGAGUACUCAAUUGGCAAAAAAGUUUGGUUGGACAGAAAAAACAUAGAGCUCAGGACCAACUCCAACAAGCUAGACCCCAAAUGCCUAGGCCCCUUUGAAGUCACAGAGGAAAUUUCCAGCCAUGCCUACCACUUGAAACUUCCCAAAUCCCUGAAAAUUCACAACAUUUUCUAUGUAGGAUUGCUAUCCAAGAGUCACAAGUCACCAAGUCAGCCCUUCCCAGAACAACCCCCUCCUGAAACAAUAGAAGGGGAAGAAGAAUACAAGGUUGAACAAAUCAUUGAUUCUAAGCAACAACAAGGGAAAUGGUUUUACCUGAUAAAAUGGAAAGAAUAUGGCCCUGAAGACAACUCCUGGGAACUGGAAGAACUGUUGGAACACAGCCAAGACAAGAUAAAGUGUUUCAAUCAGGCUAGACUCAAAAAGGCUUGUGACGCCGCUGUGGCUUGGUCAGGAGACAUGCCAGCAAAGGCAUGGGUCAUGACAGCCGCCAAGAGCCUUUAA